CCUUGAGGGAAAUAGAAUCGCUAUCAUCGAACUGAGAGUAGGCCGUUAAAGAUAAACAAGGGAGGUGUUGACCUCAUAUUACUGAGGAAUUAUGACGAUCGCGACCCAAGAUACUAUAUAAUGGCUGGUACUAAUGGUGUGGUUGGAGGUCAGUGGAGCUCAGAAUAAAAUCGGAACGUCGAACCAUCAUGGAGGAAUAUUUAAAAUUCACAAAGGAUGCUCAGCAUCACUUGUCUUCCUACCAGAAAGUUCAUGUUGUCCUUGGUAACGAGGCGUGUGACCUUGACUCUGUCAUAUCGGCUAUUGUGUAUAGCUACUUCAGUCAUAAAACACUGAAGGAGGAAAGUUGUCUUGUUGUUCCUGUUCUAAAUAUACCCAGGAAAAAAUACCCUCUCCGGACAGAGACUACAUUCUUCCUGGGCAAACAAGGCAUCUCGGCUGACCUUUUGACCUUUCGAGAUGACCUUGACCUGUCAAAUCUUAACAGCUGUAAGCGUCUAGUCCUGACCCUAGUAGAUCACAAUGUGCUGCCAGCUUUAGAUGCUGCAUUGGAAGAUGCUGUUACUAUGGUGAUUGAUCAUCGUCCUCGACAGCGACCGGAGGAUGACAAAGUCUGUGUUAUCAUUGAUGUCGUUGGGUCUUGUUGUACUUUAAUCGCUGAAGAGCUCCUGAUAAACAAUGAAAACUUCGUCAUGGACCAUGAGGUGGCUCUCCUACUUUACGGAACGAUUUUGGUAGAUACUAUUAAUCAGAGCCCAGCUGCUGGGAAAACCACUCCCCGAGACACGGCUGUCAUUCAGACUCUAGAAGGCUGGGUCCCUAACCAGGAGGGGAAAGAACUCUACGAACAGAUCCAGAAAGCAAAGUUUAACUUGACAGGACUAAGUAACACUGAUAUACUGGAGAAAGAUUUAAAGAUUGUGACAGGCAGUUGCUGUGUGGUUGCUAUGGCGUCUGUUUCUAUGGAAAUGCGGGAGUUCAUCAGCAGGACAAAUUCUAUAACAGAUUGUCAGGAUUUCCUCCAUGACAAAGGAGCAGCCAUAUUAGUGAUGAUGACGCUGUAUCAGGAUGCUGUAGGGGAGCCUCGAAGACAGCUGGCUGUAUACCCAUCAGACAGCGACUUAGCUCGCCAGCUCACAUCAACACUAGAGAAUUCUUUUGACCCGAAUCUCGGGCUCUUGACACUUCCUGUCAGCCAUGAUGGAAUAUGUUGUUACACCCAGGAAAAUGUGAAGGCAUCUAGGAAGAAAGUGUUACCUCUUGUUUCCGCAUUCUCUAAUACUCCUACAGUAGUCUCCCCUGACAAUAAUACAAAUCAGAACAGUACCAGUGUAGCUGUAAACAGUAAAUAUUCCCACAUGGUCCCGACAUUAAACUUUGUAAAUUUGGACGAUGACCUUGGAGAGUUGAAUGAGGCGGAUGUUUUGGAAUCUCCACGGACACCUGAUAUCCUGGUAACUGGAGUGAAUGGAUGUUCGGGAAAUUCCUCAGCGACUGCGUCCCGUCCUGGAUCAGGUUUUCCUAGUUAUCCCGUCACACCUCCCAAUAGUUUCAUGGACAGUGGGUUUAUGGGUAAGGAACAGACGUUACCCAGUUUUAAUAGUUCUGAAAUGUUGCGUAAGAUCCAGGAUAAGAAGGCUUCUCUGACGGCCAGCAGUGGAAAUCCAUCCUGUAGCGGAUCGGCUGGGAACAGUGUGCCGUACACACCACAAAACAGUGUUAUUGACGGGGGAUUUGACUGGUACGCAAAGGAACAAAACCUACCGAGUUUUAACAGUUCAGACAUGGUACAGAAGAUUCAACAGAAGAGGUCGUCAAUGGGAGAUAACUCUGACUUCAGUCUGGGUGGGGAUUUGAUUAUGUCACAGGGAAGCAGACAUAAUGACUUUGUACCAUUUACACCACAGAACAGUUACAUGGAGACCAACAGGUUCAGUUCUUACAUGGAUCAGUCUGUUGAUCCCGGACUACUGAGCUCACACUUAGAGGCCAUUAAAGGUCACAGUUCAGAGGUCAGAAGUCACAGCCCAGAGGUUGUGACCUCUUGUCAAAAUGUGACUCAUUCUAACUUUUUCAGUGAUAGUGUUACUGAUAUGAGUAAUUCUGAUAAGACUGAUAAUCUGAAGUCUGACCUUGAAUCAGACCAAGGUCAGCCUGUAGGUGAUACUAAUGUAGUUGCCAUGGAGAUAGCACUUGCUAUGUUGAAGGAUGCCAGCGGAGAUGAUGUAGGAUAUGAUGAGUCAGAUUCAACAUUCGACAAAGAUGAUCCUGGUGGCUAUGGUAACCAGGGGUCACAUGAAGGUCAAAAUCAAGGUCAUAAUAGAGGCAAUAUUAACCAAGGUGAAGGUCGCUCACCACAAGAUGACCUGACUGGUGACAAAAGGAAAGGGUCAGGCGAUGAAGUACAUGAGGAGCUUGUGUUUAAGGAAUAUGUGUAUUCUUUAGCGGGACAGAUGAUAGCAAAUGCUGUAGAAAUAUUUCCGAAUAUGUCUAAUCCUGAUGUGGCCAAAAGCAUCAUGGGAAUCCUUCAACCAAGCAUGGGAGAGAACUCUUCUUAUCCUCUAGAAAUGGCAUUUAACAAAGGUCUAAAAUUUCCAGUUCAGUUAAAGAAAACACCAAGUUCAGCCUCCAUUACAGUAGAGACUGAUUAUCUCUCUCGUAUUGACCCCCUCAAUGGUAACCUUGACCUUGCGACCUCAGGCGAGAAGGAAGUAAUUGAAUGUACCAGCUUCAGGAAGAUCAGCGGUGACAAGGAUAUAGAUCAGGCUCUUCAGGGGAAAUCCUGGUAUAGUGUUGUCGAGAAUUUGGAGGCCAUUCAAGGAAACUCAGCACCUAACACAACUGAUCAGGAUGGUAAUAGUUCAUCAACAUUACCAAAAAACUUUGAGGCCUCUAAAGGGUCAUGUUUAUCAGAUAUUCCAAGAAACUUUGAGGCAUCUUCAUCUAAUUUACCCAAAAAUAUAGCGGCACUCAGGAAGAAUUCUUCAGAUAACGCAGAUGAUGAGUCAAGUUUGGUACAUGUGGAAAAUUCUACCACACAUUCAAAUUGUGAUAAUUCGUCGAUGUACUUAGACAAUACACAAAAUGGAAGCGAUUUGUCUCUGUGUAGUGGAGAGGUGGCCAGACUGUCAACUGUUACCAGUGUAGAGCAGUACGCUAGUCAUCUCAUCAGGGAAAUCUUAGCAACAGCGAUCGCCGUGGUAACAAAGGCAGGUCCUUUGUCCUCUGAGGUCUUAGAAUUUGAUAGGCCUGGACAGGAUGAUAAUGGUGGUAAUUAUGUUUUUGAAGAGAAAGACCAAUCAGAACUCUCUGAUGAAAUGCAGGAAUUAUAUCCAUUGGCUGUAGGUGACAGCUCUGGUGCUAAUACAUUACCACUAGGUGGAGCCACCAGUAUGGUGGCGCCAGUAGAUGGCACUUCGUCAGACAGUUCCGACAGCUGUUCAACUACCACUGAAGGAAGUUACAGAAUCAUGAUGACUCCAGAUACAGAAAAUCUUGAAGGUCAAACUACCAAUCAAAGUCAAGGUCAUGAAGUAAGUGGUACUGACAGGACAGGACUUCUGAAUAGUCGGAGGAUUCGAGGGCUUUCCACUGAGGAGAUUGAGAAAUGGAAUGAAAAUGGACAUACGGAAUCGGCUGAAAUGUGUAACAACCAAAAAGUAGAGAAUGUAGAUAAUGAGGAUGAAGUGUCAAGGAAAGCUUCACCUCACCAUUCUAACACUUUAGAAAACAAUAAUAAUUCUGUGGAAGGAAUGUCUCAGUCUGUCAACAUAUCAGGUUACAAUGGUUGUGAUUCUAAGGGGGAUAACUCUAGUCAAAUUAAGAAAUUAAGUAAAGUACAGGGAGAGAACUCUAUAGCUAAUGGUGCCAAAUCAGAAAAUGUUUCUCAUCCAGCAGUGGAGAUCAAUAAUGUGCCAAAAAUUGAUACAGACAGCCAUAAUAUUAAAGUGACACCUAGUGAGAGCCUGGGGGAGAAGGGGGAUAACUCCAAACACAAACCUAGCAUUACAGAACAGAGCUAUGUUGAAAAUAGAGCUAUGAAGCAGCCGAAGUCUCUCAAAGAUGGCGAUAUAGUGGUUAAAGUUGCUGUUGACUGUCUUAACUUACAAACAUCUACAACAUGGGGGCUGGAGAAUAGUCAGCCGGGGAAGCCAGCCGAAUCCAUGACUGCUAACUCCAAGGAUCGUCUGCGUGGCAUUGAAUUUUCGGAGGAAUGGCAGGAUGACGACAUUCCAGGGAUGCCGCCGACUGUGGAAGAGGAUGACGAUGACUCGUCAGAAUCUUCAGGGUCAAGGUCGCGGCACAGUAGUGGUUCGAGUCAGGGAGAAGGACCAGUGAGGCCUUCCAAUAUGACUGACCUUCAAAAGAAAAAGAAGAUGGCUGCCAAUGACAACAUUCUGACUGAGGACAUGGGGAAUGACCUUGACCCAGCGCUUCUCGGGGAACUCGAAUGGGAGAAUGACACUCCCAUUAAGAGCCCAGCUGAACCUAUCCCACAAUACACUGCUGAGGAGGAGAGACAGGAUGCCAAACUAUGGAGACUUGUCGAAAUCUCUGGUCGAGAACAGAAAAUUGAUCUCACCAUCAUUGAACCGUUCAAGAGAGUUUUGUCUCACGGAGGUUACUAUGGUGAUGGCCUGAAUGCUAUAAUUGUAUUUUCUGGAUGUUACCUGCCUGACAGGAGUCGAAAGGACUACAACUACAUAAUGGAUAACCUGUUUCUGUACGUUGUCAGUACAUUAGAACGCCUGGUCGCCGAGGACUACAUGAUCGUGUACUUCCACGGCGCGACACCACGCAGACAGAUGCCAAGCUUCAGCUGGUUAAAGAAAUGUUACCAGAUGAUAGACAGAAGACUACGGAAGAAUCUAAAGGGUCUACUACUCGUCCACCCAACACUGUGGCUGAAAACCAUUGUUAUCAUGACCAGACCGUUCAUAAGUUCCAAGUUCAGCUCCAAGCUGCGGUUUGUCAGGUCCCUACAGGAGCUGGCCAGCCUGGUCCCUAUGGAAUAUAUCUACGUCCCUGACCAUGUACAAAAGUUUGAUGAUAAAUUAACAAAGCACUCACCACAAGCUUCCACGACGACCUCUGACCCUGCACCUUUGACCCCCACAAGCCCUUGACCCUGCACAGGUCAAUGCUGAGUUUAAAUUCCACUCUUAGAUACACAGAGUACAAAGAAAUCUGGGCUCAGAGGCAAAAAAAGACAACAGGAGAAAAAGGAACAGAAAGAAAGAAAGAACAGAAACAAAAGGAAAACGGACAUUGUAGGAUGAAUGUUGAACUUCCCAGCAGUGAAACACUACAGCAAGUUUAUCUAGUUAUUAUCUGUAUAUAAUGUUGAUAAUUUUGUGAAAUCUUAUCAGUUAUUGUAAUUUAUAUAAUCUCGUUUUAAUUCAUUAUAACAUUUACAAGGUCACUACUGUUACACUGUGAUUUGUUUCUACGCAAGUACAACAUUUUAACAUCAAAACCUUCGUCACUUUGUCUUCAGUUGCUAUCAUGUUUCUUUGUACACUUAAUCAUGGUAACGGAAUAUGAAUCAGGACUGAUUUCUAUAGAAAUUACAGUCUGUGAACGUCAGGCACAUAUCUAUAGAAAAAACGGGUCUGUGAACAUUAGGACAAAUUUCUAUAGAAAUUACGGUCUGUGAACAUCAGGAGCAAUUUCUAUAGAGAAAAGGUCUGUGAACAUUAGGACCGAUUUCUAUAGAAAUUACGGUCUGUGAACAUCAGGAGCAAUUUCUAUAGAAAUUACGGUCUGUGAACAUCAGGAGCAAUUUCUAUAGAAAUUACGGUCUGUGAACAUCAGGAGCAAUUUCUAUAGAAAUCACGGUCUGUGAACAUCAGGACCGAUUUCUGUAGAAAAUACGGUCUCAUAAAAACAUGAAGACAUGCACAGAUACUGCUGAACACAAUCUACAUUGUAAUAGCUGACAAGGAUUUAUAUCCAAAACGCAAUGUACCGUGAACAUGAGGACGGAUUUGUUUGAAAUUAAGUGCUACAAAAUAUCUUGUAAACCUAUAGAUUCUUUUUAUGUAUAUUUUGUUGCCCUAUCAUUUAAGCUACACUUUUAACCAAUUAUUUGUUAUUAUAAUAUGAUAUGUGAGUAUCUUUGCUUGCCAUGAAGCUGGACAAACCUUAGAUAUGUUAUAUUUAUAAACAGUGAUACUGUAUGUAAGUCCAUCUAAAUAUUGCCAAAGAAUUAUUUUUAUAUAUUUAAAUAUAGUUGGACAUUGCUGUCACUUUUUUUCCUGGUAAACCAAUUUUCUAGAUUUAAUAUUGUAACUCCAUAUUUAUCCUCAAAUACGCCCCUCCCUUAGAGUAGAGGUUUAGUAUUAGAGAUUUGAGAGGGCUAUUUUGUGGACCACUUUUAAGUCAUCAUUUUAAAAUGUCAGAUUUUGCAGUUGGCAGGGGCUUAUUUGUGGAUAAAUAUGGUAAUUAGGCAAAAUAUGAAUGUCUUCCUCAAUGGAGUCCCUUGCUGAUAUGAUAUGAUUGUCAGAUGGAAAAUACUCUUAUUACAUCAUUCUAGAUUUUCAUCAAUUCCUAUGAAGUGUUGUGGUCAGAAGUGUGAGGAUUGAUAACGUUCCAUUUUAUGCUGAGGUAUAAGACUCAGUGUUGUAUGUAUUCAACCAAGAGUUGUACAUAUUCAACCCAGAGUUGUACAUAUUCAACCUAGAAUUGUAUGUAUUCAACCCAAGGUUAAAUGUAUUUAGUUCAGGGUUGAAUGUAUUCAACCCAGGGUUGUAGAUAUUCAACCUAGAAUUGUAUGUAUUCAACCCAAGGUUGAAUGAAUUUAAUUCAGGGUUGAAUGUAUUCAACCAAGAGUUGUACAUAUUCAACCCAGAGUUGUACAUAUACCCAAGGUUGGAUGUAUUUAGUUCAGGGUUGAAUGUAUUCAACCCAGUACCCAGGGUUGUAGAUAUUCAACCUAGAAUUGUAUGUAUUCAAUCCAAGGUUGAAUGUAUUUAAUUCAGGGUUGAAUGUAUUCAACCCUGUGUUGUAGACAUUCAACCUAGUAUUGAAUGUAUUCAACCCAGAGUUGUACAUAUUCAACUCAGGGUUGCAUGUAUUUAACCUCUACCUAGAGCUGUUCUCCUUCAACCAAGGGUUGAAUGUAUUCAACCCAGGGUAGAACAUAUUCAGCCCAAAGUUGUACGUAUUCAAACCAGAGACUUCAAUGAAGUCAGUUUGUGUGAAUAUGAACAUAAUGUAUGUAUAUAAAGACAUCAUGCAUAGUUUUAUUUUCCUUGUAAGAAAUCUGGCCCUAUGAUAAGUCACAGGUCAGGUGUGAUAUUUUUUGUGUUGUGUGCCAUUCUGUGUUGAGAUAAAGGUAUGUAAUUAUUUGUGUGUGAGGUGUGUAUAUAUAUAUAAAGUAUACAGUGGAUAGAAAAUUUAUCGUUACACUUCACUGAACAAGAAAUUAUAAAUUUAUUUUGAUAACUUACGAUAUUAUAUGUUGAUGUCUCAGAUCUACUAUUUAAUCUUAUUGAGGAAUCUACAUUACCGUGUGACAAAACAAUUAUCAUCAAUUCUUUAUAAUUUAGUCAGAUUAUUUUUAUCUAUGACAGACUAUCAAAUGUUAAACUACUAGAUCUAAUGACAUUUAUUGAUAUUAAAUAAUUUUCUUUAAGGUAUACUAUAAACUUGGUAAGGGGAGGUAAUCAAUGUUACUUCAAGCUAUACUUGGUAGAGGGGAGGUAAUUCAUGUGCUUUAGCGUGUUGAUAAAAGAUUUUCUCGGUGAUUGUUGAUGAGUGAGGGUAAUACAAUGGUGUCCUAGAUAUAUUGAUAAGGACGAUUAUUCAUAGGAUCCAACAUGUACAUUGACAUGAAGCGCCCAUUAGUGUACGCCUUAGUUAGAAUCCGUUGCCUAUCGUAGAUUUUGUUUUUUCUUAUCUCCACUUCCUGAGAUCCACUAUUAGAUACUGUGACAGUACAUGUAAAUAGCCAUUUUAUUUGAAAUUAUCUUCUCAAUAUCUUUACCACACUGUUUGCUUCCUUAACAAUAUUGACGCUUCAUCUCACCUGUAAUCAUCAUAAAAAUGGAAUGAUUCAUAAAUCAGCUAAACCAGUGAGGGCUUUUUUGGCCAGGAUCCUGACCAAGAGGGUGACCCUCUCCCGUCUUAGUAUUAAGGAGUGCCACCUGGUGGAGAUAAAUGGUACUAAGGGAAGUAAUCUAGUCUAGUGACUCUUUAACUAGGUGGUGAUUUAAUGAGGAAGGUAGUUAACUAUUGUCAGUAUUCAAUACUAUAUUUCUGGUGUGAGGUUAAUGUGAACUGCUGAUAAAUAUUACCCCUAUUGAUAUUAAUGGAUCUUUCCAAAAUAAAGGUUUUUUGUUAACGAUAGGAUAUUGGAGGGAUGGAAGGGUGUUAUGUGUCUUCCAACAAAUAGUAUUAGUUGGUGCAGCAUUACAAUAUCAUGUUCCAUUCAUUGUGUUGUCAUGUUUGUUUACAUUUUAAAUUGUUACAUUCUGAUUAGAAUGAUCAUGUUUGACUUGAUGACUCUGUCGUCAUCUUGAGAUACCCACGGCUGAUUGGACUAUUCUGCCCUACGUUUAAGUGUAGAGUAGUAUAAUGUAAUGGGCCAUGAGUAUCAGACGGCACUCUGUGGGGUUUCUGCUUGCAUUUCACAAUUUUAUAAAUGAAAUGAUAUUGAAUUAUUUUUGCAUUUUUAUCGUAAAUGUUGCACUCUAUUUUGAUUAUUUAAAAAAAACUAUAAAACAAUCGCAGGUAAACUUUCCCAAAUUAGACAGGAAAAUGCUUCCAACAGGUAAAUGUAUUAUUUAUAGAAUGUUGCCAACAGCUGCUUUACUGAAAAUGUUUACAAGCGGGUACUAUAAAUAGAAUGUCCUUACCAAGGCUAUAUCUACCUGCUGUCGACAGGUACAUUUGUAGAUUCAUUGUAUUAACAGGUAAAUAUUCCUCAGUGGUAAAUGUAAUUUUCGACGUUUCCACAGAUGUUGCCAUACUGUAAUUGUUAGGUACUAUAUACCCUAGUUUAGUGAGAUAUUUCACUGAAACCUUCUGUUGUGUUUUAUAUCACCGAUCACAUUGUAUAGAGUGUUUAUAUCAGUCAUCUUAUUUCUUAAUUGCAGAUAUUAAACAUUUCAUUGUACCCGACUGUUUUACAGAAAUUAUACAUUGUAUUUCCCUGUAACAGAAUCUAAACAUGUCGUCGUAUUCCCUUGAUGAAUUGAAACCAAAAUUCUGUGAUGUUUGCCAUUCACCAAUAUUUUGCACCUGAUGUUUAAGUUUGGUAACACAUGUUCUAUGUACCAAGAGGUAUUCUAUAUAGUAACAUGAUUGUACAACCAUGUUCUAUGUAGUAACACAUGCUCUAUGUACCAAGAGGUAUUCUAUAUAGUAACAUGAUUGUACAACCAUGUUCUAUGUAGUAACACAUGCUCUAUGUACCAAGAGGUGUUCUAUAUAGUAACAUGAUUGUACAACCAUGUUCUAUGUAGUAACACAUGCUCUAUGUACCAAGAGGUGUUCUAUAUAGUAACAUGAUUGUACAACCAUGUUCUAUGUAGUAACACAUGCUCUAUGUACCAAGAGGUGUUCUAUAUAGUAACAUGAUUGUAUAACCAUGUUCUAUGUAGUAACACAUGUUCUAUAAAGUAAUAUCUGUUUAUAGUAACACGUCUUCUAUGUAGUAACACAGGUUUUAUGUAGUAACAUGUGUUCUGUGUAGUAACACAUGCUCUAUGUACCAACAGGUUUUCUAUGUGGUAAAACAUGUUCUAUGUAGUAACAUCUGUUCAAUUAAGUAACGUGCGUUCUAUGUAGUAACAUGUUUUCAACAUAGUAACGUGUUUUCAACAUAGUAACAUGUGUUCUUUGUGGUAACAAAUAUUCCCUUGGUAACAUCUGUUCUAUUUAGUAACGUUUUUAACAUAGUAACAUGUGUUCUCUAUGGUAACACAUAUUCCCUGUGGUGACAGAUUAAUUGUUAUUAAGAUAUAUAGUAUGAGUGAAAAGUAUUGCUUAUAUUUUAACCAGAUUUUAUUGUGACGUCAUCAUGUAAGUGAUCAAUAAACAUGAAAUAGAUUCCA
This is a messenger RNA of Pecten maximus, 10058 nucleotides long. RefSeq lists its product as uncharacterized. Gene Ontology annotation, cellular component: cytoplasm. The record is from RefSeq and is a predicted model, not a curated record. Gene Ontology annotation, molecular function: exopolyphosphatase activity. Bases 189 to 5126 code for a protein of 1645 amino acids. NCBI's taxonomy places the organism in Eukaryota, Metazoa, Mollusca, Bivalvia, Pectinida, Pectinidae. The transcript has 20 exons.